AUGGACUGCACUGUCUUGAAGUUUAACCAUUGUGCAAGAAAAAUCUAUAGUUUUGACAAAAAUAGUUUCCAAACAGAAAACACAGGGCGAAAAUGCCCAAUCUGUCAGGAGCAGAUGAGAUUCAGCCUCCUCGAGGCACCGGUCAUUGUUCCAUGUCCAUUUAGUAAUGGACACAAGGUCCGGUGCGCCUUCCUCAUUGGAUCCUCACUGGGACCUGCUUUUCUUAGUGAAUGGCAGGACUCGGAGCUGCAUGUUGGAGUUACUAACUCACAAGGUGUCGUGUACAGCUACACCUCCUCAGGAGUCCAGAGAGAGGAACAGGGCUGGGAGCAGUGCCUCUGUGUGCCGCUGGUGGCCCCCGGGACUGGCAGGGACAUCCUAGCUGGGACGCUGUGGGACAGUGAGCUGGAACAGUUCUCCCUCCUCUCCACCUGGUCACCACACAGGUUUGAAGAGGAGAGGGAGUUUGGCUCGUGUUGCUAUGGCUUUGCCCUGUCCUUCCUGAACCAGCUGAGGAGAGCAGAGGGCAGAGAGUCAGUCACUAGGGAUGACUUCACACAGCAGCAUGUCCUUCCUCACAUUAAGACUGCCUCCAAAUACAUCACAGUCUACCAAGAGAUCCAUCAACAUGGUUUCUACGUAGCUGAUUUAUAACAGUCUACCAAGAGAUCCAUCAACAUGGUUUCUACGUAGCUGAUUUAUAACAUUCUUGUAUUUAGUGUAAUUUUCAGAGGGGUUGGGAUAAAGCUGAAUGACCUUCCGUUGGAUCUUGUAUACAAUUGGACAAUAAAGUAAACUUCAUUGA
Molecule: messenger RNA, 805 nt
Organism: Salvelinus fontinalis (brook trout)
Lineage: Eukaryota; Metazoa; Chordata; Actinopteri; Salmoniformes; Salmonidae
Gene: mkrn2os.1
Product: MKRN2 opposite strand, tandem duplicate 1
Exons: 4
Coding region: 1-654 (217 amino acids)
Source: RefSeq, a predicted model, not a curated record